AAACGUCUCAAACCCCAGACGCAAGUGGUUUCUCUCCAGUUCAGUUCAUGGAUCACUGGUUGUUGUUGUUGUUAUUAUUAUUAUUAUUCAUCUGAAAGCUCGUAGAAGUUCAUCUUCGUCGUCGUCGAUUUCUGAAAUUGUUAUAGAGAUCAUCUUCUGUUCGUUAUCUGGAAGGUGUAUUCAUCAACUAUGCAGCCUUGUAGCAGAGAAAUGCAAGCCAUGAACUCUCUGUUAAACCAGUCUCAUCAAAUCCCUCUCCAAGAACAACAACAACAGCAACAACAACAGCAACAGCAGCAUUCGCAGAUCCAAAAUCCGCAGUUUGAUUCUUCCUCGCACGAUGAUUUUCUCGAGCAAAUGCUGUCGACGCUGCCUUCCUGUUCGUGGGGCUCCGACCCGGCCACCGCGCUCAAGUCAUCGCCGUGGGUAGAUGAACCAGCUCCCUCCGACUUCCACGCUGCGCACUUCAGCGACGAGUCCGCAAUCCUCGCAUCCAAGCUCCGGCAGCACCAGAUCAGCGGUGGCUCUCCUGCCGCGGCCGCCGCUGCGGCUGCUAAGAUGAUGAUGCAGCACCAUCAACAGAUCAUGAUGAUGCCUCUUUCUCUUGGGGCCGAGAGCCACCAAAACGACGUCGUUGAUGGCUCCUCUUCGUCUUCCUUCAAGUCUCCUAGUAAUCAUCAGGGAGGAGAUGGUUCGCUGCAAGCUCUAUACAAUGGUUUCGGCAGUGGAUCUUUGCAUGGCGGCGGUCAGCCUCCGAACCAGGCACAACAUUUUCACCAUCCUCAGGGAGGACCGAUGCAGCAGGCUCAAAAUUUCGGAGCUCCCAGCGCCGUGAUGAACCAAACUCAGCCUCAAAUUCAGCCCCAAGCAAGUGGCUCAACCGGCGGUGCAUCGGCGCAGCCGAGACAGAGAGUCCGUGCCAGGAGAGGCCAAGCCACUGAUCCUCACAGCAUCGCUGAAAGGUUACGGCGAGAAAGAAUUGCAGAGAGAAUGAAGGCUCUGCAGGAACUUGUUCCGAAUGCCAACAAGACAGACAAAGCCUCAAUGCUAGAUGAGAUCAUCGACUACGUGAAAUUCCUCCAGCUCCAAGUCAAGGUUCUGAGCAUGAGCAGAUUAGGCGGUGCAGCUGCGGUUGCUCCUCUCGUCGCCGAUCUGUCGUCGGAGGGAGGUGGUGACUGUAUCCAGGGCAACGGCAACGGCAACGGCAACGGCAACGGCGGGACCCACGCGAGGAACAAUACGGCGUCGUCUAACGACAGCCUCACCGUCACCGAGCAUCAGGUGGCGAAGCUGAUGGAGGAGGACAUGGGGUCCGCCAUGCAGUAUCUCCAAGGGAAAGGCCUAUGCCUUAUGCCCAUUUCCCUCGCUACCGCAAUCUCCACCGCCACGUGUCACUCCAGGGGCCCUAUGAUCAACAACGCCGCCGUCCCCACUAAUAAUAACAACCCACUUCUCCAAUCCAACGGCGAGGGACCCUCCUCUCCAAGCAUGUCCGUCUUGACCGUUCAGUCAGCUACCGUGGGUAACGGCGGGACUGAACCCUCCUCCGUUAAGGACGCUGCUUCUGUUUCGAAGCCGUGAUGACGGCGUUGACUUUACUGACCCCACCCCCUCGCUUUUGGUCCUUGCGGGAAAGAAAUUCUCCAGAGUCUACUAAAAUAAGGUGGUCUUUUAGUUAAAGUGCGCGGUAGAUACGACGCCGUAUUUACGUAGACUUUGGUUCACGCCAACCUCCCUCCCUCCCUCCACCCCACCAACAAUAAACAACAAACCCAAACCAAAUCCCAAGAACUACCCUUCUCUUUUUCUCUUUUUAUUAUUGUCAUUAUCAAUUUAUCAUUUACUUUUUAAUUUUUUUUUUUUGAAGUUUAGGUUCUGUUAAAUUAUUAUUAUUAUUAUUAUUAUAA
This is a messenger RNA of Carica papaya (papaya), 1907 nucleotides long. RefSeq names its product bHLH transcription factor RHL1-like. Gene Ontology annotation, biological process: regulation of transcription by RNA polymerase II. Lineage: Eukaryota; Viridiplantae; Streptophyta; Magnoliopsida; Brassicales; Caricaceae. Gene Ontology annotation, molecular function: RNA polymerase II cis-regulatory region sequence-specific DNA binding; DNA-binding transcription factor activity, RNA polymerase II-specific; protein dimerization activity. Gene Ontology annotation, cellular component: nucleus. The record is from RefSeq and is a predicted model, not a curated record.